Molecule: messenger RNA, 319 nt
Organism: Pygocentrus nattereri (red-bellied piranha)
Lineage: Eukaryota; Metazoa; Chordata; Actinopteri; Characiformes; Serrasalmidae
Product: mapk-regulated corepressor-interacting protein 1-like
Exons: 3
Coding region: 16-318 (100 amino acids)
Source: RefSeq, a predicted model, not a curated record
UCAACUUGGGCGAAAAUGACCUGUUUCUUGUCAGCAGCUCCAAAGAUGGUACAAAACUACAAACAGACGUCCGGCGCCUGCUCGCCAACCAACACAGAAGAAUUACUCACACCAGCACACGAGGAGAACGUGCGCUUCAUUCAUUACACCUGGCAGUGUGUGAUGAGAGAGAUGCAGUCUUUCCAGGGAAGUGAAAACAGCAAUAAAGGACCCCAGAAAUAUGUGGAGAGGACACCGAACCCCAACCUGAGCUCGUUCACACCAGUGGACUUAAACGACGUCAGGAGGCGGAACACGCAGGACUCCAAAAAGUCUUAGU